This is a messenger RNA of Oncorhynchus keta (chum salmon), 3326 nucleotides long. Its product is annotated as phosphatidylinositol 4-phosphate 5-kinase-like protein 1. The coding region runs from base 1643 to 3088 and encodes 481 amino acids. NCBI's taxonomy places the organism in Eukaryota, Metazoa, Chordata, Actinopteri, Salmoniformes, Salmonidae. The transcript has 9 exons. Gene Ontology annotation, biological process: phosphatidylinositol metabolic process. The record is from RefSeq and is a predicted model, not a curated record. Gene Ontology annotation, molecular function: phosphatidylinositol kinase activity.
GACUCAUCAUGGAUAUAACCUGUUUAUGCAUGGACAUUGCCAUUGAGGUCUUCCACCAUUUUAAAGUAGUCAACUGGGUGGGGAAUCCUAUUGGUUGGGAGCAAUCAGCUAAUGAUCAGAGCAUUGUCUUCUUCUUCAAAUUGGGUGUUAUGGUUUGUAAAUGGCUUUAACCUAUAUAACCGCCAUCGAGUGGCCACAAUAAAUGAAUGACACAAGAUUUGGUUCAGGACUCCAGCACUACAGGUGGCAGCAAAUAACCAAUAUUAGCUUUACACUUUUUUUAAACACAAAAGAAGAAAACUGACUACUUUAAAAUUGAGGUAGCCUAAAUACCUAUGACUGUAUAUAUGAAUAGACAAAGCCAUCGAUCACGUGACAACAUUAAUUCCUAUGUGAAUACUCAAUAGCACAUUGAAGCCAAAGUAAGUCGGUUAAGAUGGCAUCUCAAGGAGACAUAGUAACCGAAAGGUUGCAAGAUCGAAUCCCUUAACUGACUUGCCUAGUUAAAUAAAGGUAAAAUAAAAAUAAACAUACACAGUUUGAGCUACUCCAAGAAGUCAUGUUGCAGUCUUGGUCAGUGCUGCCCCAUCUCAUUGAGUAACUCAAAUUGAAGGGAAACCGGGGUACUGCAGGCUGCAAUUAGUAACUAAAUUAUCCUUACCUUCUUAUGUGUGCGAUUUUAAAAUAAUCUGUUCAAGGACAUACAUCUGGUGUAUUAGAAGCAAUUAUUGGUACCAUGCCUGUCUUCUAAAAACAUUUUUAUUUACACAAAGAUUUUUCCAUUCACUAUAGUGGGGGAUCCUGUUUUACACUAACAAUGCUUGUAUCGCGGUAGGCCUUGCACUUCCAUUGCUUCAAUGAGAGGGGGCACUCAUUCCCCCUGGGCGCUGCCCAAGCGGUCACAGACGCUAGUAGCCUAUAAUUGCUCUGAUACAAGUCCUCUAUCUAUCUCUGGGACAAGCACCGAAGAAUGGACAGCGUUCCCGAGAUUCCAAUCUUUAAGGAGCAAUUUUUUUGACAGAAAUCAGACAUUCAUAAGUCAAAUAAAUAACAUAGUAAAAUCACAACCAGUACAGUUUUAGUUCCCGAAUCCGGGCCUUUGUCAUGAUGACGAUGACGUAGCACUCUACUACUUAACUGCAGUUGCAGAUUCAAAAACCACAAGUAAUUACGACACACGUUUUACGCCUGCAGGGGUGUAAUCAUUAAUGCACACCUGAGUAAACAGUUGCCAAUACAAAACGUUUUCCAUAGAAAACAAGAGUUUCUAUUGGGCAAAUGUAGGUAGGUCACCACCAAUGAUGUGCGUCAUUGGUCAGUUCCGUUCGCUUUUGUUGGCUGUUUGGUUUCCAGUUAGUAAAUACAGCCCAGGUGUAACACACCCUGAAUAUAUUGCCCAACCCUCUUACCAUGGUAUGCGGCACUUGGCCUACUCUUGGCUGAAAAAGGAGGCCGACCGCUGUCAUGAAAAUGUGUUUGUUUUUAUCUUUACGGUCCAAAAUGCUAUCCACAUGCAUAUGAAAAUGGUAAAAGCAUAGGCUUAAAAUAUAUCUCCAAUGAUUUUCACUGAAUUCAGAUACUUCCCUUGUACAGCAAGGCAUCAAAGCAUCAAGGACAACACGAGGAAAGUAGACUGGUAAAGAUGGAUAAGAAGAGCGGUCUGCGCCUGUGUCACUUUGGGACAGCCAGGCGAAGGCGAUGGUGGGGUCUGAGGAGAAGAUGGAUUUACAUUUACAUCACAUUUACAUUUACAUGGAGGAUGCUAGGGGUGUUUAAGACCAACCAGGAACAUGACUUAUACAGCCUCACCUGUCUUAUGAAAGAGGGCCUGCAUGCUGUCCUACAGACCAGCAACAACACAACAGUACCUGGUCAACUUUCUGCUGAACAUUACAAAUCGGCAGAGACCCAAGUCCACAAGGACUUGGAGAUGCAGACUUUUGCAGGGCCUGUGUUCGCCGGCCUGCGGCGGUCCCUGGAUAUAACAGAGGAGGAGUACCAGCGGUCCCUCUCUUCAGACGGCUGCUAUCUACAGUUCAUCAGCAACUCCAAGAGCAAGGCUGAAUUCUUCCUCACGAAUGACAAGAGGUUCUUCCUAAAGACACAGAAUACGCGGGAGGUUAUGUUUUUCCUAUCCAACCUGAAGGCAUAUAUGGAUCAUUUGGAGAAAUACCCCCAUUCCCUGAUGGUCAGGUUCCUGGGGCUCUAUAGCAUUCAAAUUCCAAAUAAAACAAAGGUAAUUUUAAUGAACACGAAAUUUCACAAACACAGUUGUUUUUUUAUUACUCUAAGUAACUUUUCUCUCAUUCUUCCUCAGAAGUAUUUCAUUGUGAUGCAGAAUGUGUUUUACCCGGACGAGAGGAUUAAUACCAGAUAUGACAUCAAGGGAUGUGAGGUGGGUAGGUGGACUGACCCUGCAUCUAUGGAAAACCCAGUUACUAAGAUUCUGAAGGAUAACAACUUUGAAGGAAAGCACAUCAUUCUGGAUAAGCAGCGCUCCUGGCUUGUGGAUCAGGUUGAAAUAGACUCGGCCUUCCUCCGUAGCCUCAAUGUGCUUGACUACAGUAUCCUGCUGGCCCAUCAACCCUUGCACCAAGAUGAGCUGGACAGGAAUCACUCCUUUAGUAACCUGACUAUGCGCACUGUAAAGUCAAUGGACCAAGACAGUCCCGCAGAGGAAGAUCCCCCCACUAUUCCGUUGUUGGAGGGGUACUCUGCUCGACUGGCAUCAGAUACAAUAGACAGUGGGUCAGACCACAUCCAGAACACAGGGGAACACUCUGGCCAUGGAAUCCCCCUCCAGGAGAUAAACCUACACUCUGUAAACUGUACAGAAGCAGAACUCCUGGAGUUCCAAGCUCAUCACCGUAGGCUGCUGCCUAAUUUAAAAAACUCUGUGCAUGUCAUAGACGGACCAAAGCUGCGCUACUUUGUGGGUAUUGUAGACUUUUUCACUGUGUACGGUGUGAAGAAAAGGCAGGAGAACCUGUGGAAGAGUCUGCGCUUCCCUGGCAGAGCCUUCUCCACUGUCAGCCCAGCUACCUACUCCCAGAGGUUCUGCCAGUGGGUGAAGGACCACACCAAGUAAACCAGGGACACUGAAGCCCAUUGAAAGACACAGAAGAGACUGUCAAGUGAAUAAUCAAACUUGUUUUGUGAACAGCAUGAACAGUAGGUGGCACCAAAUAGCUUCUGUUGCAGUGGUAGCCUGUUUUUAAAAUAUAUAUAUUUAGAGGAAUUUUAUAUUAGUGACAUGUCCCCCAAACAAUUAUGUGGCAGGUUUCUCAAAAAUCAUGUAUGAAUGUGUAUAAAAUGUAUUGGAAUAA